Necator americanus (New World hookworm) is the source of this 1920-nucleotide messenger RNA. RefSeq lists its product as uncharacterized. Gene Ontology annotation, biological process: proteolysis. The record is from RefSeq and is a predicted model, not a curated record. The coding region runs from base 1 to 1920 and encodes 639 amino acids. The transcript is spliced from 16 exons. Gene Ontology annotation, molecular function: zinc ion binding; metalloendopeptidase activity. NCBI's taxonomy places the organism in Eukaryota, Metazoa, Nematoda, Chromadorea, Rhabditida, Ancylostomatidae.
AUGUUGGGUAAUCUCCGCGAAGGAAGAGACGGGUUAAGGGAUGUGAUCACAUGGUCGCGCUCAAUCCUAAUCAUCCUGAAAAACUGCCGUCAUAUAGUUGGGACAAAACGACAUGAAGCACGGACCGUUGCGCAAGCGGCCGCUCUCGGAAGCGGUGCGGUGGAGUCGGAGGUUGGAAUCGAGGUGGGACCAUGCAGAGUUGACAAUGACAUUCCACUGAAGCUUUUGACCUUUGUUAAUUCACGACCGGAUAGGGACAGCCUGUGGAAGCAAAAAAGCACAUGUGUCGAGUACUUCGAAGUGAAACCUAUGAAGAUUGGAUUGUCUCUUCUCAUUCUGCUACUGGUCGUCUGCUGCGCGGAUGCGGGCCUUCGGGACUUGGGAAAGAAAGUUAAGGACAAAAUAAAAGAAGGAUUCAAAAAUACCAUCGACAAGAUUAAGACGUCGUUGAACCUCACCGACAUCCGUCGUAUUCACGAAAAAUUCGUCAAAGCCGGAGAGAAGUUCGUCAAGAAACUACCUCUCUCAGACGAAAAUAAAGAGAAGUUGGAAAAGCUCCUGAAGAAAAUAGUUCGCGUCCACGUGGAUCACGUCAAUCCGGAAGGCGAUGACAUAGAGCAGGUGAACGAGAACGCUGGUAUCGGAGAAGUGCUGUACCAAGGGGACAUGGUUCUGACGGAUGAGCAAGCCGACGAAAUCCUCAGUGAGGAUUCGGGACCAAAUCGCGCAAAACGACAGGCGUUCCGCAACAGUCACUACCCGAAAACAAUCUGGUCGGAUGGCGUUUACUACUAUUUUCACCCGACUGCAAGUAAUAUGGUACGAAGUGUGUUCAAGAAAGCAGCAGCCCUGUGGAGUGCUGAAACUUGCAUUGACUUCCACGAGGACGUGAUAGGAAUGAGGCCACACAGGAUCAAGGUCUUCAGAGACGUCGGUUGUUGGUCCAUGGUCGGCAAACUCAACCGCGUUCAAGAACUUUCGCUGGGAAAAGGAUGUGAAACGGUCGCAACGGCGCAACACGAAAUCGGUCACUCGCUUGGAUUCUACCACGAACAAGCCAGGCACGAUCGCGAUGAGAACAUCAUAGUAAACUACGACCACAUACAGCCCAGGAAUCGGGACCAGUUCAAGAAGCAAAGCACACACACAAACGACAACUACGGACUACCUUACGAUUACGGAAGCACGAUGCAGUACGGAACCCACAGCGGUUCGAUGGACGGUGAACCUACCAUGGUUCCUCGUGUCCCAUUAUAUUCAGAAACCUUGGGGUCACCUUUCCUUGGCUUCUACGACAAACUCAUGAUGAAUAUACAUUACGGAUGUCUUGAAAAGUGCAAAAAUUCUCGCUCGGCUGCACAAUGUAGGAUGGGUGGGUUCCCGAAUCCCAGAGACUGCUCACGAUGCGUUUGCCCCAGUGGAUACGGAGGAAAACUUUGUGAUGAACGGCCUGAAGGAUGUGGAAAAGAAUUGACCGCUAGAAGAGACCCUCAGAUUCUUGAGGGCGAAAUUGGCGAACGCAGUGCAGGAGAAAGGGAAAGGGAAGACAUGACCAUGUGCACUUUUUGGCUGAAGGCACCGCCAGGAUCAAAAAUCGAAGUCAAGAUCGCAAAAUUGACGCCUGGUUUCACGGUUGAUGGAUGUAGGCUUUGGGGUGUGGAGAUUAAUACUCAGCAGGAUCAACGCCUUUCUGGCCAUAGAUUCUGCGCUCCCGAAGAUGCCGGAGUGAAGCUGGUGUCGCACUCAAACAUCGUUCCAAUAAUAGUUUUUAACAGAAAAUUUGUAACUGAAUACAAAUUGGAGUAUCGUCUGGUCGUCUUCUAUGUGGCCGAUCACUUUGACCUACUUAACGUUCGUCCUGUGCGUUUAUACGACUGUAAGCACAAUUUCUCUGUAAUUUUUUUCUUAGGUGUACUGUAG